This is a messenger RNA of Cladocopium goreaui, 823 nucleotides long. Lineage: Eukaryota; Dinophyceae; Suessiales; Symbiodiniaceae. The record is from the annotation of a GenBank genome assembly.
CUCACCAUGACGGCGAUGAAGAAUUUUUUUCGCGUUUGGCUGCUGUGCUGGACACGGAGCUUAGGCCUCGAGCUGCCCCCGGUGUCGUCCACGGCGCAGCUCGUGGGCUUCGCCGGCGACCAGCUGAACUACGACGAGAGCGCGCCGCACUUCCGCUGGACGGGGCAUGUGGGGCUCCGAUACCACCAGGAACCGCAGACCAUCUAUGGCUUCACCCCGGACACGCCCCUGCUGCACGACACCCAUGCGCUGGUGAACACCUUGCUGGACGGGGAACGCUUUGCGGGGCGGGUCGCUGAUGAUGCUGCGGAGUUCGAGGAUGCGACGCAGUCCGCCUUCGGACAGAUCUUGGUUUUUUGGGACAUUCCCAAUGACCGAUGUCUCCACGCGGACUGCGGCUUCAGCCAGGUCCUGCAGGAUCUCCGCAGCACGGGCCUUGAGCCGUCGAAGCUCUACGCCUUUCCGCCGGAGGCGCCCAGGACAUAUCGACAGAAGGAGAGCUCCACGUGCGACCACCUGUGGGGUCAGAGCUGCUUCAACUGCGCCACCUACCCGGCCUCCGUGGGCUUGCCCAUCCCCGACGACAGCGGCAUGCUGCCGCAGUAUCUGGUGAAACUGCUGCAGGAGGGCGCCAGGUGUAGAUGUUACCAGUCUGGACGUUGGCUUCACAGUUUGAAGUGUGAGGCCACUUGGAACAAGGCUCUGAUGGAUUCUUGUAAAUUUGAGGAACCAUCACCUGAGCUUUGAUGAGGCCAAAAAAAAAGAAGAGCGUUCAGAAACGCCUUAUUUCAGUGGAUAAGUGGCUGAAAAAACUAUAGUUUAU